GGCACCCAAUUCAGAAACUGUGGAAGCCCCACUCUAUAUUAGGUGGAAAGCAAAAAGUCCAUCAAACUGGCUUCAAAUGACAAGUGAGCUCAUUUAUCAAAACAGAAAUGAGCAUGUUGCAAUCACUUAAUAAUGUCUCCCUUGCAGGUUCCAUUCUUGUUUCGACUUUGGCAUCACCAUUUACAUUAGCUGUGCAUUUGCUAAAUUUGCCAAAGCUUUAUAAUCUUUUUGCAGGGAUUUUGAUGUCUACAUUUGACAUGAAGGAUGAAUCCAAGGAAGUGAUUUGGCAAGAUGUUGGUAGUGGGAGGAAUGCUAAUACUGGAAAGGAUAAUGGGGCCAAUCAAAGCACCGACAGAGGCCUUACAUCCACCUCUACACCAGUUUUGCAGGACAUAGAAAAUAAGGCAACCAUUCCAACCAUGAGGAAUGGUGACGAUUCUUGGUCACUAGAGACCAGUUCUGGGGGUCUAGUAAAUGCUCUUCUUGUUUUGAUAGAUUGGAUUCAUGUGUCUCUAACGUGGGACAGACUGCUGCCAAAAUUGGAGAUCAUCUGCAGUUCAUUUGCAGCGACUCCAAUCGGCCCUGUUGUUUUCCUUGUGAUCGCAUUCAGGAAAUCGACAGUGAUUAUAAGCUUGUGGCCAUGCCAUGUCAUUUGGACAUACUACUACAUUGCAAAGUAAUAAUUUCAGAUAAGUUUUGAUUUUUGAUUUUAUUUAUUUUUUUCUUUCAAAUUUAUUUGGCUAUUUUGGGUUGGAAAAUGGUAAGGCGGGUUUUUCAAUUUGGACAGAAUGAAGAAGUUUGGUGUAAUGCUGAAGUUUUCAUACUAAAUCACUAAAUCAAGUAUAUAGUUUUCAUACUACAGCUCUGGUUGCUACUCUUUGAUAAUAUUUACCAACGGUAGGGUUGUUCUCAUGCUGAUGGUUAGGUGUUCUUUUGCCCUCCAUAUAGUGACACUUGCUGCCAAC
Messenger RNA from Magnolia sinica, 965 nucleotides. RefSeq lists its product as uncharacterized. The transcript is spliced from 7 exons. Lineage: Eukaryota; Viridiplantae; Streptophyta; Magnoliopsida; Magnoliales; Magnoliaceae. Bases 108 to 680 code for a protein of 190 amino acids. The record is from RefSeq and is a predicted model, not a curated record.